Messenger RNA from Microdochium trichocladiopsis, 1123 nucleotides. RefSeq names its product cytochrome c oxidase assembly protein CtaG/Cox11-domain-containing protein. Gene Ontology annotation, cellular component: mitochondrial inner membrane. The coding region runs from base 260 to 895 and encodes 211 amino acids. NCBI's taxonomy places the organism in Eukaryota, Fungi, Ascomycota, Sordariomycetes, Xylariales, Microdochiaceae. The record is from RefSeq and is a predicted model, not a curated record. Gene Ontology annotation, molecular function: copper ion binding. The transcript has 3 exons.
UCCUUUCUCGAGAAUUUCCUGUUGGGGCCACGCGCCCGCGUUUGGCUAGACCUACAGAAACACACUCCGCUCAACCUCACCUCGCAUGAGCUCUGCCGGGAAGUUGCAAAACGAGAGACCUCAUGGAGAGAACUUAACCAAGGGGGAGGUGCUUAAUGUGGUCACGGAUGGUGUCGCAGCGAGAGAGAGGAGAGAGGGCGGACGCGGGGGGAAAGGGCGCCCAUGGCCCCUUUUCUCACAUUAGGAGAAUCAAUACGCGAUGGCUAACGUUGGGCGGUUCUGUCGCAACCGGGACAGGUUUUACACGCUGAGCAUCAUCCUCGGUACCGUUGCGCUGUCCUACGGGUCGGUGCCCUUCUACAAGAUGAUCUGCCAAACAACCGGCUACGGCGGCCAGCCCGUCCGCGCCCCAGGCCACGGCGGCGCCGGCGCAGAUCCCAACGACCAGGAUUACGACCCGUCGGUGCGCCUGAAGCCCGUGACCUCGGCGCCGCGCAUCCGGGUCACCUUCAACGCCUCCGUGUCCGACAGCCUGCCGUGGAAGUUCACCCCGCAGCAGCGCGAGGUCCGCGUGCUGCCCGGGGAGACGGCGCUGGCGUUCUACACGGCGACCAACAAGUCGGACCACGACAUCAUCGGCGUCGCCACGUACAGCGUCACCCCCGCCCAGACGGCCGCGUACUUUAGCAAGAUCCAGUGCUUCUGCUUUGAGGAGCAGCGGCUAAACGCCGGCGAGACGGUCGACAUGCCCGUCUUCUUCUACCUGGACCCGGACUUGCUGAACGAUCUCAACAUGCGGGGCGUCAAUGAGGUCACGCUGAGUUAUACCUUCUUCAAGGCCAAGUACGACAACAACGGCGAGUUCAAGGCCAUUCCGAUGCCACAGACAGCAUAGAAUUGUCGUAUCAUGACGCCUAGCUCGAGAGAGCUCGUGCGGCUGUACACUAUAUAUAUAAUUGUAUCAUAUGUUGAAAGAUAGACUAAGAGUUUCGGCGCCUGCGGGGGUCUGACGAUUAUUAUUGUAGUGUCGUCAUGGGGACAAUGAAAGACAUUCAAGGGGUGGCCGCCGCAACUUUUGCCAGGCACACUGGAAGAAAGAAAAAGAAAAAUCCAUUCUCGCUAU